AAACUGCCUGUUCUGGCUCAUGCAGACUGUAACAUAUAAAAGCUGUUAGCAGCUCCUGUGGCCAGAAGCUUCAAAACCAGCAGAGUUUUGCUCUUUGGGGGUUUGUAAUAAGAGACACUCCUUCACAAAGGUUCUUGCCAUCACAUAGGAGAGCGGUAUAUAUACUGGGAGAACAAUAGGCUCUGUUCUUUUUUGGUAUUAUCCAGAGAUCUGUUGUCUACUGCCCUGACUUAAAAGCAGAGUACCUCUGUGGCCUAUCUUUCUCCUUUGGCCCCAAAAUGACAGUAAUCGCUGCAAUUGGUUGUGCUUUCUUAUUUUCCAUUCUCUGUGAAACAAGUGCAUUAGUGUUACCCAACUCCACUGACCUACUCCUGUCAAACAAUAAUUUCACUGACAUUGAGACGGCUUUGGCAGCUCAUCUGGACUCUGCAAAAAUUCCCAAAGCCAGGCGGAAGCGCUACAUUUCGCAGAAUGACAUGAUUGCCAUUCUUGAUUAUCACAAUCAAGUCAGAGGCAAAGUCUUCCCACCUGCUUCUAACAUGGAAUAUAUGGUUUGGGAUGAAACUCUUGCCAAAUCUGCAGAGGCUUGGGCUGCUACAUGCAUUUGGGACCAUGGACCUUCCUACUUACUGAGAUUCUUGGGCCAGAACCUGUCUGUAAGGACUGGAAGGUACCGAUCCAUUCUCCAGCUGGUAAAGCCGUGGUACGAUGAGGUGAAGGAUUAUGCUUUCCCUUAUCCUCAGGAUUGCAACCCCAGAUGCCCCAUGCGAUGUUAUGGACCCAUGUGCACCCAUUACACACAGAUGGUUUGGGCCACUUCCAAUCGUAUAGGCUGCGCAAUCCACACAUGCCACAAUAUGAACGUCUGGGGAUCUGUUUGGCGACGAGCUGUUUACUUGGUAUGCAACUAUGCCCCAAAGGGGAAUUGGAUUGGAGAAGCACCAUAUAAAGUAGGAGUCCCAUGUUCAGCUUGUCCUCCAAGCUAUGGAGGUUCUUGUACUGACAAUCUUUGUUUCCCAGGAGUAACAUCAAACUACUUAUACUGGUUUAAAUAAGUUAAGGUUUACAUUAUUUUAAAAAAAAAACAACAUGGAUGAGUAACAAGAAGCUUGUAUAUUGAAUUUUGCACAUAUUAUAUAUAGAGAGAUAUUGUAUUAAUACUCUGAUGUUUUCUUUUUGUAUGCUUUUGUAUAAUUAGCUUUCAAAGUAUAGUAUAAUUUGGUUUCAACACUUUGGGAUUUAAGAUUCAUCUUAACCCUUUUAGAUUAACAUUUUGUUAAAGGAGAGCAAACUAAUUUUCAUCUUAGCAAGUGUAGCUUCCUGAAGAUUAGGUUCUAUUGAAAGCACAUUAAAAGACAGAAUAUUACUUCCUUUUAAAAACAGUUGCCCCAGAAAGAGAAGGGUCAUUAUUUAAUACUGUGCUUUAAAAUGGAGUGUGAUAAGGAAAGCAACAAAUUGUCCUCAUGCUCCCAAUGGUUCCUCCCAUUUACACCUGUUCUUUCACCUGCAAUGUCAAUGGGACUCUGAGCAGAGGAAAAAUAUGUGCAAGAGAAACUUCAGGAUAUUACCUACCUCAUGCACAACAUCAAUUCCUUUAUGGCGUUCCAAGAGUUCAGCACACGGCUGCUGCUAUCAUCAAUGAUGCCUGUGUGCAGACAGGAAAAUUAGAGAAUGAGGAACCGCACUCGCCAAGAUGCAGUGGCUGUUAACUCACAUGCCUGAAGUCUUAGAUAGAUAGAGAGCUACAUCACUUUAAAUAUACUGGUAUAAUAACACAGCCUGACUCUACCUUACUGUGUUUCUGAACACAAUCAUAAUGGUAUAAUGGUGCUUUGCAGCAGUAUAUUUAUUCUUGUACAGGAAGGUAAAGAAAUAUAUUGCUACAAAGCAACAUAUAUCAAUACGAGACAUCCAGACUCUUUUGCACUAUAAGUUUGCCAGUAUAUGUGGUAUCCCUGAUUGAAACUCAGCCAGGUGAAACUUUCAAGGAGAGAUCAGAUGUAAAAGUAGGUAAGAGGAUUUCCAAAUAAAAGACAUCAGGCAACUUUAAAACUUCAUAAAGAUUUAUGACAAAAAUUUCAAAUUUCUAAAGCAAUUGGCAGUGUCCUUUGAAAUAUAUUGAGCUAUUUUCUGAAAAUAUCUGUUUGAAUUAAUAAAAACCAAGCCUGUUUAUUCACACCUUUCCUGCCAAAACUGAACACCUUAUGGGUGCUUACUAGAACAUUUAUAAAGAGGACAUACACUUCAAUCUAGAAUAUUAUACAAGUAGUUUUCUUGAAAAACAGAUUACAGAAAGGAAGAAAUCGAAUGUCUGCCACAACUACUAUGUCAUUGAAAUAGCUUUGAUUUUUGGCUUUAUAUUGCAGGGCAGAAUGUACUCCACUUUAAACAUACGUGUUUAGUCUGCUUGCACUGCUACAUUUAGACCUCUGAAAUGUAUGAACUUUGAAAAGCAAUACUGAGUAGAGCAAGCAGAACAACAGAGAGUAGUUUCUCUAGUGCUACAUAUGUAUGUGUCUUUAAGUCACUAAUUCAGUCCUUUUGAGGGUGUUUGAGACAGUCUGUCACCAGAAUAUGAAGUAUCACAUUGGUGAUAUAAAAAGCAAGAUCAGAGUUUGAAUUCUUCAUGUUAGUUAUUCUUUUUCUCCAGCAAGAUAGCUGUGGAGGGGGAAUGGGCUCUACAGAGUAUGAAACGUAACAACCCCUCUCCACCUAUCCAUAAUAUGAUCCCUCAGAGAAUGUCAGCAGCUGAUCUGUGGCUCUUCAGGCAUUUCUGGUUAGCGACACUUCUGUAUCUGACAGGACAAUAAUAAGACAAGUAUAUUGUCCUAAAAUGUGUACGUUUUAAAAGAACAACACUUGUAAUAUUCUACUAACUUUUAUUCUAACAGUUACCAUAUGAACAGUUUUGCUUUUGGUUUCAAAAGGGCGUGGGCUUGGACAGUGCACAAUCAGUCAAACACUUUGGCUGAGUAAAAUCCAGUCCUGUUUUGGGAGUGAGACUUUUCAAGUACACAUUGAAAAAAUUCAGUGAGACAAAGCUACUAGGUGGGUCACUAGCCCUCAGCCAGCAAGGUUUUUGACAAAGAUGCAUGAAACAAAUAUGUUUUUGUUCUGCAUAAGAAAUCUUUUCUAGAGGUAAAGACAGCACAGUUAUAACAGUGUUUCUAGCCAUUUUCAGUAUUUUUUUUUUCAAUAUAAGAUAGGAAGCAGAGCAUAAGCAAAAGUUCAGGUUUAGCCGUGGAGCCUACAGUAGUAGGUCUAACAAUAAAUGACUAUGCACUUUGGAACUUGCAACUUGUAUGUUGUAUGGUACACUAUCCAAACAGGACUAGACAUUGUAAAUUAAUUUAUAAUUCUGUAAUUCAGCUGAAAUUAUUAUAACGGGUAUAUAUGUUAUCGUAUCUGUUACUUUUUAAGUUGCUACAAAUCCCUUGAUUUUGUGGAAUAUUUUGUUUUCUGUGCAUAUAGAAAACUUUGCUUUUAACAAACAGGUAUGCAGGUUUUUUUCACAUCCCAUAAUGGUGCUAGGGAUUAACUAUUGUAAUCACACUGAUAUUGACAGCAGCAAAAAAUGAUCUGGGUAUAAGCUAUUUCAUACGAGCAGCUCCUGAUAAAACCAGCCACAAGCACUCAAGCAUUAGCUGUAUAUUUCUGAUUGAACAGGGAGGAUUACAGCUCAUGAGGUACUUGGUUACCACAUGAAAUUUGCCUUUCCAUUUUAUUUAAUAAGUAGUUUACUGAAAGUCUUUCUGUACUACCUAUUUGAAUUGCCCCAAUUUCUAUCAUCUUUCCUCUCUUGGGUUGGGUAAUGACAAUGUCAUUAAAGCUCUGCUUUGAUUGCCAGUGUCAGUGCUGCCUGAUUGAUUACCUGACACCAAGUGCUGCUAGAACAAAAGUACUGAAAUGUGCAGAAGACUUCAGAUGUCUUUGGCAAUACAUCUGCUUUGAUACAUGCUGACAAAAAUUCUUGAUGAGUUCAAGGUUAUGCUAAGGCAGACUACCCCCAGCUGCUGUUCUGCUAGCCUUGAAGAUUUGUGCUAAUUCCUUCCAAGCAGAGGGGUGUGCCUUUAAAGAUAGAGAAAUUAGCUCAGCUUUUUUUCUGUUCUAAAUAUAAAAUUAUGAAAGCAUACACACAUUAAAAUAAGGCUAAAUUUUUUUUUGUUCAAAAUACUCUGAGAGGCACAAGAGUAAAAAUGAAGUAAUUUAGAUCAUUAAUUAUUGAGUGCAGCCCUUUAUAAUAUCUGCUUGUGAUUUUUUGACUCAUUUGAACAUCUAAGAUGAUGGGUAGCAAUUGAUACCUUUUGGUGCUAACCUAUAUGUUCUGGUGCUGAAGUUAUACAUUAUUUUUGUAGAACUGAUUUUUACUUCCAAUAUUACCAUAUACACUCCAGUGUUUGUGAGAUCUUUUUCAGCUAAGCAUAUAAUUUACUACCACUAGGCCAGAAUUGCUUUCAAAGUUCCUUUUUAUGGUUGUUUCAGGCUCUAAUGAGAGUUUUAUGUGCAUCAGAGAGGAAAAUGUAUUCCUGUUCAAAACCAAAACAAACAGCACCCUCCCCUCAUCACAACAGUGAAAUGCCGGUGGAACAAGUUAUGGGGAGAGUCAGACCUCUGGCAGUCAAGACUUCAGACUGAACUGAUGCUGAGCAGGUUUAGUGAUCCCAAAUCCUCUCUCUGGGGUAAUAAAUGACUUCAGAAAAUCUAGACUUGACCUUGCACACUUAUCCUUGGGAAGCUGUGUGUUCCAUUUCUCUGAGAUCAGUUUGUUCCCCUUUUAAUUCAAGAUGAGUUGGAUCAGGCCUCAGUGAAAACCAUGGGAGGUUUAACAUAACUUUUGCAGGACUGAGAAUGAGAGCUUUACGAACAGCAAAAUUAAACUUCAUGUGCUUUCCCCUACCAACACUGGGAAAUACCAUGGGACUCUGAAAGAGGAAACUUCCCAGAGCAAAUGUCUUCUAUACCACAGCUUGGACCUAACCAAAAGAAAUAUAUCUGUAUCUAUAUCCAUAUCCAUAUCUAUGUCUAUAGAUAGAUGGAUAGAUAAGUAGAUAGAUAUAUCUAUUUCUAUAUAAUCUUCAAGGAUCAGGUUGCAAGCAUGGAUGCCCUCUUGUGGUUGUGAAUGCUAAUAUAUUGGUUUGAUUUCAUAGGAAUUCAAAAGGGUUUAGGAUAUUUUUAAAAACAAGCACAUGCAAAUUUAGUUUGUUUCCUUUAAAAUUUUUGGCUUUGAUUUUAAAGACACAUGACUUUGUCUGUUUUGUUCAAGCAAUGAGGUCCAUUGCAUAACUCCACCAUUUCCUGGUUUUAUAUAAUUUGUAAGUACAGAACUCAAUCACAAUUGUAUUGGCUGUUGGUUACCUGUCAUACAAAGUUUUAUGAGUAUGAGGUAAAACAGAGCUAUUCAGAUGUUGGGAGAAUUUUUAGAGGUGUUAAAUCAGAUAUAGUUAUUAAAAAGCAGGGGUGGGUAGCCUCAAUACGCAGAUACUAAAUUCUAAUGAUUCCUAAUAAAAUAAGAGUUUUAAAGCCCCAAAUAAUUGUUGAAAUUUGCCCAUUAUUGCUAAGUUUUCAAGAAAAAACUGUUGAUUUCCUCAUCUAGAAUGAAAUGAUCUCAUAGAAUCCAAGCACACAGCAUUUUUAUAGUGCUUUUUAAAACCGUGCAAAAUAGACAAUUUGUAUGCUCUGGUUGCCAGAUCAUAAUUGGUCUGAUAGUCUCAAAGUGCAUAAACUUUCCCCUUUGGAUUCAUAAGGAGAACAGUAAACUUCUGUCAGUAGUAACCUGAAAUAACCACAGUUUUCUUAAACUGCUUUCUUUCAAUAGAAAAUAAAGUGGAAAUCAAGAAAAAAAGAUAGCAACCAUCCAUCUGGUUAAUUCAACAGAUGGGCAACAGCCCAUCUGGUUAAUUCAAGGGGAAAAAAAAAAGAAUUACUAAUGAUAAUUUCAAGAUUUUCCUGCUGCUUAACCUUCAUUUACCGAAUUUCCCUCAGGUUAUAGUUAUUUUCUGUUAGAAAAGCUCCUCAUAUUGCAAGGCAAUGCAUUUUUAAAUUCACACAAAUUAAUGAAACAGAUACAAACUUUUGAUAGUUAACUCCGCUCUGCUGAGCUCCCCUGACUGAAGUGUGAGAAAACCAGACUGAAAUGGUUGCAAUUCAGUAUUAUCUCCUUGUCUUCUGCCAAAAAACAAAAUUCAGAAUGGAAAAAGAUUUUAUGAUUCCUCCAGCAUUUGGCACCUUAUCAUUUGGCAAUCAGGUUGUAAAUUCUUUAAAAAUCCCUUAUACUGACAAUCCAUAUAAAUUAUGCUUGGGGUUUUUUUUGGCCAGCAGAAGAGAGGGAAUAUCCCUCAGGUUAUAUGUUUAGCUCAAACGGCAAUCAUUAUUCAAAUCACUGGGCCAUUCAUCAUGCUGCAAACUUGCUACGGUUUCAAUACAUCAUCAUCUAGUCAGGAAGUAUCUUAGAUACAAUAUUUGAGGUGAUAAACUUGUUCCUGAAGAGUGAAUGGUAAUAUUGGAAUCUAAUAGCUCUGAGGAGUUAAAGGACUUUGUUUCAUGUAGGGUGCUCUUACAUAAUUAAAACGGUGCUUAAAGGCAGGGUUCAUUUAAGAAGCAAACUAUCUACAGUUGCUUUUUUCCAUAUGCGAUAAGGAAAGUUUUUUCUGAAGACUGAAGAUGUUAAGGAUUGGAAAAUGAUGACAUUUCUGUGCUUUCUAUCUGAACCCAAGCCAAAAAAAAUGUUCAGUGUUUAUACAGUAUAAUGCCCUUUCCCCCUUCUCAUUAUAUAUUUUCGUAAUUUCUUGUUCAGAUUUUUUUGAUAAUUGUAUGGGUGGGGUUGUACCUGGUUUUUCAGAGAAGAAAGCUUGUUGUGUAACACGUCUUGCAGUGAACUUAUCAAUAUAACAUUUCUUUCAUAUUGUCUAUGAUCCUAUAUAUAUGUUAUACUUGAGAUAGAAAUUUGUAUCCCUGUUUCAACUUCUAAUGCUAUGAAACUAUACAGAAAUGUACAUCAUUUUGAUCUAUUUUGUAACAUCUAUGCAUUUAAAUAAAUAAGUAAAAUUGUCAUA
Molecule: messenger RNA, 7052 nt
Organism: Phalacrocorax carbo (great cormorant)
Lineage: Eukaryota; Metazoa; Chordata; Aves; Suliformes; Phalacrocoracidae
Source: RefSeq, a predicted model, not a curated record